AACUCACAGUUGCUGGCGACAACUACUCGAAAUGCACUGGCUGCAAACGGUUCACUCGAACUUAUCGAGUUAUACUUCACCCCACAAUGUCGACAUCAAAUUUAUAGACAUUCCAACAACGCCUUCUCCCAUUCAGCCUACACAACACCAACCGUCUCCGGCAGCGACUGUUUUCCGUCUAAAAGACAACACUGCUAUCGUACACGCUCGCUUGACCGAUGCAAACACAGUUCUCGAGCUAAGAUAUCUUAACUGGACGGAAAGCUCUGAUGCAGGAAAGCCUUUCAGCAGCCCAAGGAAUCUUCGCCUUCAAAUACGACUGUCUGCAACGCUACUUCCCGUCAUCCGCUUCUCGCAGGAUUCAGAAAACUUGUGGUGCUAUGUUUUGACAACAAACAACUAUCUCGUCCGUAUGCGACUAACCUUGGAAAACGUCUUUCUCACACCUUUGUCCGGAAAAUUUUACUCGCUUCAACAGCUGGAUAGACACAUUGUUCCCAUCACAUUCGGCAUCGUGUCUAGUACCCAAGUAAUAAUUGCUUGUGAGAAUGGGUCUUUGAUAUAUCUAUAUGAUUCAAGCAAUGGAAAAAGAGAUAAAGAUCCAUUUUCAAGCUAUGAGAUUGCUCAGCAAGAUUUUACUCCGAGACAAAAUGCACUCAGUUACUUGAACUCCAUUCCCUUGCUAUCAAAUUUCUUCGGUGAUAUUGGCGAUACAGAUCACCAGGCCUCACCUCAGCCAAUAGCAUUGGCAUUGGAAACAGUAUCCCGAAAUUCAAAAUCAUCAGCCAUCGUAGCUGCGGUCAUUUGUAGAGAUCGACGACUCAGAGUUUGGAUAAGCGGACACAAUUAUACAUGCUCACAAGCUAUUGCAGUUUUGCCAUGUUUUGAUCAAGACAAGAACCUUGUCGAAAGUGGAGUAGAUAUCAUUCGCGAUGCUUUACCGGGAUCCAUUGUGGAUGCGCCACACAUUUCACCACGCUCUCAGAACCAUGAGCCCGACCUCGACACCGAGCCUAGAAAUCAUUUACGGCUUUAUCGUGUUAAUGAUGAUAUCAUUUUGGCUGUGGUCUAUGUACAAUCUGAACAGCAAUGCUGUUUCGCCAUUUAUCAAAUAGUGUUGGAAGAUGGUGAUAUUCGAUCACUGAAGCUUGUGCAUGUGGUGGAAAGCAACUAUCAACCCAAGGAAUGGCUAUCUGGGUUCGACAUGACUAUUGAACAGAAUGAUGCAACUCUCUGGACAGUCUGGGACACUCAGCCUGAUUCUAUCGUUCGUACAGCGACCAUAUUUAAUGUCGGCUGCGAAUAUGAUCCAUUUAGCGAGAGUGCCAUUCCUGUUCGUGUUCGAUGGCGAACCGUGCUUCCUGAUAGUACAAGCUCACGAGUAGCCGUGCAACGCCAUAAACAUCAAAAUGAGCCCGAAACCUUCCUCAAGAACAUUUUUGCUCCUGGCGCAUUCAGUGACUCGACCAUAAGAAAAGCUCUGAUGGUCUAUGUUGGAACUGUAGAUCCUCAUGAAAGAACUCUUUUGCAAGAUGAUUUUCUGACUGACAAUGAAGAUAGAGAGGAGCAUGAAGUUACAAGCAUUGGUAACAGCAGUGAUGAUGACCGGCCAACGCUACAAAAGUAUGUUCGCGACUUGGUUGCAGCACAUAUCGAGAAACAGAACGACGAUGAAAGCUACGAACCAAACGUAAAGCGUGAAUGGGAAUCUUUCUACCAAUUGUGCUGUAGCGCUGAAGACUUUGAAUCUAUUCCAUUAGGAAUUUCAGCUCCACAGUCAGCGAUAUCUUCUGAUAUCUCAGCUCCCCUCAUUAUUACUAGACACGAUGGUUACGCCGCCGCCCGUACUCUGGAUGAGCUUGAAAUACUACAACACCACUUUUCUCCACUCAAAGACGAUCUCCACCAGCAAAGCUUCUUUCCGUCUGAAUUGGAACAUAAUGUGUUCGAUGAAGACGAUGUCCAAAUCAAGAAAUUGGUCAACAACGGAAAAUUCGAUUCUGGCCUCGUCUUGUUUGCGGAUGCCAUGGCCUCCCUCAUCGAUCACCUUGGCGAACAAGCCGUUGCAGAUAUUGACGUGUGGUUGGAACAAACGUUGCUAAAAGAUAACAGCACACCGACUGCUGACGCUAUCGGCCAUCAACUUUACAAUCGGUUUAUUUCAACAGCAACACUGUCCGACUAUGACAAGAAACUGACCAUGACAAAGCUAAGAGAAUGUCGUGACUUGGAUGAGACUGUGAGCCUUGUUUUGGAUGCGUUGGUUGAUACGUGUUUGGACGCGGUGUCUGGCGACAAGACUUCAGCCAUGACAGAUUCUGUAGUCACCAACGCUACCCAUCAAUUGGUGACCACACGCUAUAACGUUGCAAGAAAUACCGCUGUGACACUUGCUUUCUUACUGGCUUUAGAUGGAAAUCAGACGGUCAUGAAGAAUACUGUUGAACGAUUGGAAGACUGUCAUAAUGCUUUAAAAGCCUAUACCCUGCUCAAAUGGAUGUGCAACCAACCAUUGGAUCGAGACGUUGAGGCGCAUUUUUCUGUGGAAACCAAUGCUGCUCGAGACAGCCUUCAGCCGUUUGUUGUCUCCAACGACCAUUCUCACACCCACACAUCCGGUUUGAUGGAUCUACUCGUCAGUCGUCAAUAUCCUGUAUACAUGCAAUAUGGAUCAUUUGAAGGCGCUGUGACCCGUGCUGCUCGACAUUUGAUUCGGCAAUUGAAUGUUCUGCCAGCAAGUGGCCAGUUCAAUAAUGCCUCAGUUGUUGAUAUCGCCAAUUGCCUGGAAUCCUUUGGCCAACCUAAAUUAGCGUUGGCUCUCUUGCAAUGCCUGCCCAUGUCAGAUGCUAUCCUUUUCGUUCAAGCCAAAUGUUGGACAAGUCUCGGUCAGACUAAGGAUGCCGAAAAUGCUUUCUUGCGAGUUGCGAAUGGAUUUGUAGAUGACUUUUACGAGCAUCAACCCCAAAGUAGCGUUGGACAAUCUCUUCAACAAUUAUUACCGCAUGGGUGCGACACCUUGAUUGAAUAUUACAUCCAUGUUUCGGCCUUUGUGUUUGCGCACUCACAAGCUGAUCUAAUCAUCAGAUUCAGUAAACUGGCUCUAACAUCUAUCGAAGCAGUACAUGAGUCAACCAAGGAGAAGGAUAACGGGCAUAAGCAACACCUGGGAUCUACGAGUGGUUUAUGGUACCGAGUGUUUGUGGCCUAUCUAUUAAAACAGGAUAUCGAAGGAGCUGUUACAGCCAUGUCAUCAAUAGAAGAUUUGGAAAGGAGAUCGGAUACUGCCAAAUACUUGGUCAACUGGCUUGCGGAAAACAACAAGUUGGGAUUGAUUUGUAGUCUUCCUCUAUCUGGUCUACGAACCCAAGUGGAGGAAGCACUUGUGUCGAAAGCCAAGCGACAGCAAGUACCUGUGCCUGAGUCUCAAGUGGACUUUUCGAAGAAUUUGUAUGCUUUUUACGUCUACGCGGGAGACUAUGGUCCUGCGGCGUUGUCUAUGUACAUGCUCGCUAAACGCUGCCAGCAAAAUCUGAAGGCGCCAAACGCAUUAGAUCAGUCAAUCAAGAGCUACUUGGCAGCGAUCAAUUCUCUUUCUUUAUUAUCACAGGAUAAGCAAUGGCUGUCUGUUCCCUUGGAGAAUGAAUCCAAAGAUCAGUCUGAAUUGAAAGACUUGGUUACUCUGCGAAAAGAAUACGUCGUCACCAAAGCGCAUUCAGAUUUGAUGACCCAUUACCCUGAGCUUGCAAAUGCUGAUAAUAUUAUUGACGUCAACGAUGCCAUUGAAAAGUUUGAAAAGCUUGGACUUCAGAAUAGAGUAAAGUUGUUGAAGUUGUAAAAUUGUAAUCUAUAAAUCAUAUCUUCCGCUGGAUGGUCUAAGAAAGUCCAACUUUCUCCAUGACAUCCAUGAACUCACUCUGGUCAAUGAACCCAUCUUGAUUUUUGUCCGCGAUGUCAAACAUUUCUCUUAA
Molecule: messenger RNA, 3968 nt
Organism: Umbelopsis ramanniana AG
Lineage: Eukaryota; Fungi; Mucoromycota; Umbelopsidomycetes; Umbelopsidales; Umbelopsidaceae
Exons: 8
Coding region: 32-3835 (1267 amino acids)
Cellular component (GO): nuclear pore
Molecular function (GO): structural constituent of nuclear pore
Source: RefSeq, a predicted model, not a curated record